Messenger RNA from Trichobilharzia regenti, 669 nucleotides. NCBI's taxonomy places the organism in Eukaryota, Metazoa, Platyhelminthes, Trematoda, Strigeidida, Schistosomatidae. The record is from the annotation of a GenBank genome assembly.
AUGUGGGGUCUCAGUAUAAUUUUGUCGUCAAAAUCAGCGUGUGGUUGUAAAUUUUCACAGUCCUUCAGAACCCGCGUUUAUCAUUUCGCUCUUCGACCUAAAAUGAUUAGUCCUGAUGAUGCGGUAGACUCAAAGGACCCCCGCCUUGUUAAAUUUGUUGCCCCGGCAGGCAAAUGGGAGCAUACGGGGUCAAAUUAUGAUGAUCUUGUUUCAAGAAUUGUUGGAAUGAUGACCAUAAGAGGAGAAAGAGAAGUCGCGAGAGACGUCAUGCGCAUGACAUUUAGGGAAAUUAAAUUGAUACAGAUAAGGAAAAACAAAGGUAGUGCAGGCAGUCCGGAUGGUGAAAAUACUGUUAUAAAUCCAAUAGCCGUAGUUCGUGAAGCAGUGAAGAACUGCACGCCUUUGCUACUUUUACAGUCAGUGCCACGUGGCGGCAUCUUGUACAAGGUACCGGCUCCUCCAGUCUCUGACUCGGUUGCUAUUCAUGCAGCUGUAAAAUUAAUCUUAGAUGCAGGAAAAGACAAACCACGUGAACAGCGUAUUUGGAUAUCCUUGGGGAAUGAGCUUAUAGCAGCUUCACAAAAUCAGGGGACAGCUGUAAAGCGUAAAAUUGAAUUGCACAAGCAAUGUGAAGAAAAUCGUGCUUACGCCAAUUAUAGAUCACACUGA